Messenger RNA from Paramecium sonneborni, 1301 nucleotides. NCBI's taxonomy places the organism in Eukaryota, Ciliophora, Oligohymenophorea, Peniculida, Parameciidae. The record is from the annotation of a GenBank genome assembly.
UUUACUAAUGGGAAACUAAAAUGGGCAAGGAUUUGAUCAUUCAAAAUAGAGUGGUUUGUACAUUCGUACAGAGAAACCAUUUUAUUUUGCAGGUGAAGAAGUCAAAGGUAUUUGAAUAAUUAAAUUUUAGGCAAUAUUUACUUGAAUGUUGGUGGAGGUGCUUUUCCUAGCUCAACAAUUUACUUAAAAGUGAAAGGAUCUGAGAAAGCAAAAUGGUCAGAAACAAAAACAGUUUGGGAAACAAUACCAGGAACAAAUCCUCCAUAAAGAUAAUCAAAAUAAGUUACAGAACAUUAUGAUAAUGAAAAUGAGUUUUAUCAACAUAAGAUUCCAGUUUACAUAUUUUAAUAAGGGUAUUAUAUAUGAAUUGAUAUAAAAGAAUGAUACCAUAAGGAUAAUAUACAUUUCCUUUUGGCUUCAAAUUAAAAGAGAAUCUUCCAGGAUCAUUUGAAUAUUCAGAAAAAGAUUUAGAAUGUAGAAUAAGAUAUAGUGUAAAGGCAGAAAUAGAUUCACCAAAUAAGAGUUUAGAUAAAAUUAAAUAUAAAUAAGAAUUUUUAGUAAGAGAACCUAUUAAAGAAAUUGUUAACUAAACAGAAGGAUAAUAAGUUUUGUAACCUACAUCAUGCUGUUGUAUACCUUUAGGAGUAAAUUAAAUAUAAUCUAUGUUUUUAGACUAUAUUUUUCAAAUUUCAAUUUGAUAAAACCGCUUAUUAACCUGGAGAUAUUGCUCAAUUAUAAGUGGAAAUUGAUAAUUCACAAUCUAAAGUUGCUAUACCUACAAUCACAGGAAGAUUGACAAACACAUUAAGAAUUGUGAGUAAAUAAGGACAUUUUAGAUUGAUACAUAGAGUAUGUGGAAACUCUAUGAUUCCAGGACUUUAACCUGGUUAAUCUGCUAUGAAUGAAUAAAGAAAAAAUAUGACUUUAACUUUAAUGGAUUAACAUAAACAUAAACCUUUGGAUCCAACUACUAAUGGAAAGGUUGUAAUGAAUAAUUAUCAAUUAUCUGCUACUGGAGAAUUAGAUGGAAUAUGUUUAUGUUGUACAUAAACUCCAGGGAUUGAAUUUCCUAUAAGAAUUGUUGCUAAACCAUUACCAAGUUAUGAUCAACCAGUUGUUGCUCCAUCUGGAUGGAAUCCUUAAGUUAUGAAUGUAUAAUACAAUCUUUAAUAUUCUAGCCUGUUUCUGUACAAUUUGAUGAUUCUUAUAAAUAUUAACCUGCAACUGGUGGAGUAUUGCUUCCUGCUCAAAAUUAAAAUCCACAAGGAUAUUAAAACCCUAAUCAACCCUAUUAUGGAUGA